Messenger RNA from Scedosporium apiospermum, 1326 nucleotides. Its product is annotated as Alpha-mannosyltransferase cmt1. The record is from RefSeq and is a predicted model, not a curated record. The coding region runs from base 1 to 1326 and encodes 441 amino acids. Lineage: Eukaryota; Fungi; Ascomycota; Sordariomycetes; Microascales; Microascaceae. The transcript is spliced from 2 exons.
AUGGGCUGGUUCACUCUGAGGGCCCUUCGACGCCGUUCUGCUUUCGGUAUUCUCUUGGUUAUUCUCCUCCUCCUAUCCUACUACGGGCUCCUCUCGAAAACGUCGCACAUUCUCCGCUCCAUCUCCCAACCCACCAGAUACCUCGAUCCCGGCGCAAGCGAAGCUACAGCCGAGUCCACACCUACGAGCGAGCAGCGGCCGACAAACUCCAGUUCUGACUCUCCUACUGCACGUCCGAUCGUCGAGAACGCAACGAUGUAUCUACAUGCUAUCAUGGAUCCCGACAACAGGGAAUUGGAGGGCCUGGCCUGUCCGCGUCUCAACUCUAAGCGAUACAACUAUUUGAAGCCAAAAUCCCCCAAAGAGCCUAGCUACUUUUUCGCUCUCGAUCUACGAGAAAUCAUUACAUUAUUACCCAGGCUGAUGGGGUCUAUUGUCGAGGUGGUGCGGUUUCUUGGCCCACGCCACUGCGUUUUAUCAGUCGUCGAGGGCAAUUCCCAGGACGGGACCUCCGAGGUUCUUAGUCUGCUCCGGAAGGAAAUCGAGGCUCUCGGUGCGCAAUAUCAUUUUCUCCGUAGCGAUAUCAACCCGUCCACCAGCGGCGAUCGUAUUGGCGACCUCGCGGCGCUUCGGAAUCUCGCGCUUGAGCCCCUGACAAGCAACGAGGUCGGGUUUAAUCACGAAACAACUGUCAUCUUUCUGAAUGAUGUGGCCAUCUGCCCUGAGGACAUCCUGGAACUGGUACACCAGAGGCAACGUAUCGGCGCGGAUAUGACUUGCGGCUUUGAUUGGACAUACGUCGGAGAACAUCCAACCUUUUACGAUGUUUGGGUUGCUCGUACCAUCACAGGCGACUCAUUUUUUGAGAUUCCACCCGACGGAAAUUGGGAUUCGGCAUGGAACCUGUUCUGGAACUCACCAGAGGAUCGUGUAAGGUUCCAAAGUCACAGUCCUUUCCAAGUAUUCUCGUGUUGGAACGGCGCUGCCGUGUUCACUGCUCGUCCCCUGUGGGACAAAGGCAUCCGGUUCCGUGCUCCGUCACCCGAAGAAUGUUUCCAGGGUGAGCCACAGCUCUUCUGUAAGGACCUCUGGCAUGCGGGAUUUGGCAAGAUCGCUGUGAUCCCUAGCGUCAAUCUUGAGUACGACAACGAACACGCGAUUAAAAUUAAGGCCUUGAAAGGAUACGCUUCCCAAUGGGUUGAGCAGGAACCAAAUGACAUACCGGUCAUCGAAUGGAAAAUUAGUCCUCCUGCAAAGAUUAAAUGCAUGGCGAGCUACGACAACCAGGAAUGGAGGCCAUGGGAUGAGGGACUCUUUGAGUCUUGA